CCUGCAGGGGGGUUUUGGUGCAGAAAGCGGUGAAACUUAGAAGAAACAUUCUACUUUCCGAAGCUGAAGACAACUAUGGAAAACGAAUCAAUUCAAGUUUUAUGCGUUGCAGAUAAAGAUGAAGAAAAUCAAAGGAGUGAAGCAACUGAAUCCACUCAUUCUAAGAGUCAUGUGGAAGAAUCAACACUGGUUCCAUGUUCUCCAGAGAAUAAUGCUUAUGCUGGUAAGGAUGAUUGGAAAAAUGGAGAUGUAGAUGAUGUUGGUACUGCUGGGGAAGUAAAUAUGGAAGCUUCAAUAACUCCUGAUGAAGUUGUUCGGGCUGGGGGAUUUGGGGCAAGGGAUGACAUAGGUAGCUUUCUUCCUGUUGCAAGUGACUCAACUGAUUUUGAAGCUUCAAUUCUUGAUGCCAAAGACUAUGAAGAACCCCAGGAACUAGGAGAACCAUCCAGACAUGGUCUUGGCUGGAGAGAAGCACAAAAAACAGAAUAGCUCAAUAUUCCCUACAACAUAAGUGAGUUGUCAAAAACAAAUUAUGGUGUUUUCUUCUUUUUGCUUUGUCACUUGUAGUAUGUUCUGUCUGGAUUGGUUUUGUUGAUUACACAAUAUUUUCUGUGAUGACAACUUUCUGGUAUCUUAUAAAAAGAAAAGGCAUCACAUCUUUUGACAGGGCUAUAUCAGGAAAGUAACUAGAAAUGGGUCUUCAUAAAUAUGCUUUGAAACACCCUUUGUGAGCUACACUAUACCAUGUCUUUUGUACAAUAUAAUAUUUUCUCUGUU
Molecule: messenger RNA, 777 nt
Organism: Rubroshorea leprosula
Lineage: Eukaryota; Viridiplantae; Streptophyta; Magnoliopsida; Malvales; Dipterocarpaceae
Source: the annotation of a GenBank genome assembly